Molecule: messenger RNA, 1654 nt
Organism: Astrephomene gubernaculifera
Lineage: Eukaryota; Viridiplantae; Chlorophyta; Chlorophyceae; Chlamydomonadales; Astrephomenaceae
Source: the annotation of a GenBank genome assembly
GGUGAACGCCAUUGUAAGGUCGUAUUGGCUUUUGCCAAAGUGAUUUAUCUAUUUCUUGGUGGGACCGCUAUUAGCGUAGGGCAUCCCAGCUUCCUAAUUACGGUCGCCAGCUUGCUGUUAGUCUAAACAGUUUUUGUUAUAGCUACUUCCGCCGUCAUUUCAGUCACCCGACCGGGCAUUGAGUAAUCGACACCGCCGCGACCAAGUCCUGAACUGCGGUCCAACCUUUCCAUCAUGAGUGAAUUGUCUCCGGAACGCACCACGGUUGGAGUAUUGGGAAGCGGCUCUUGGGGCACUGCUUUGGCCAUCCACUGCGCCCGUAUGGGUCACGACACCGUGUUAUGGACCCGUGGGUCGGCCACCGCCGCCGCCAUCAACGGCCCCGCCCGCCAGAACACCGCGCACCUGCCCGGCUACCCCUGCCCUCCCGGCAUGCGCGCCAGCACGGACCUGGCGGAGGUGGUGGGUCGCAGCGAGCUGCUGCUGGUGGUGGUGCCCACGCAGUACAUCGAGCAGACGCUAGGCUCCGCCCUGCGUUCCCUGCUUCGCCCGCACCAGCUGCUGGUGAGCUGCUCCAAGGGGCUGCAGCUGGGCUCGCUGGAGACGGUGGAUGAGCUGAUGGAGCGGCUGGUGGCGGGAGGAGGGGAGGGGCAGGAGGAGGGGCAGGAGGAGGGGGGUCAGGAGGGGGGGUUGUGCGACCGGCGGCGGCAGCUUGCGUUCCUGUCAGGUCCCUCCUUCGCUGCGGAGGUGGCGGCGGGGCAGCCCACGGCGGUGACGGUGGCGGCAAAGGACGAGCGGGUAGCCGCCCGGGUGCAGGCGCUGCUGUCCACCCCGCGCUUCCGUUGCUACCGCAGCACGGAUGUGGCGGGGGUGGAGCUGGGGGGGGCGCUCAAGAACGUGCUGGCCAUCGCAUGCGGCAUCAGCGACGGGCUGGGGUUCGGGAACAACGGUCGCGCGGCGCUCAUAACACGAGGCCUGUACGAGAUCACCAAGCUGGCGGUGGCUCGCGGCGCACACCCGCUGACCAUGUCGGGGCUGGCGGGCAUGGGGGACCUGGUGCUCACGUGCACAGGUGACCUGUCUCGCAACCGCACGGUGGGGCUGCGGCUGGGGCGCGGGGAGGCGCUGGCAGACAUACAGGCCUCCAUGGGCGGUGCGGUGGCGGAGGGCGUCCCCACCGCGGUGGCCAUACACACGCUGGCCAGGCGGCUUGGUGUGGACUGCCCCGUCAUGGAGGGGAUUCACCGGGUCAUACACGAGGGUGCCGACGCACAGGAGGUGGUGGCGGAGGUGAUGAGUCGCGCGCUGAAGCCCGAGGUGGCGCCCGACAUGAUCCGGGAUGUGCUGGCGGGCGGCAGGGCGGCCAGCUGGGGGGCGGCGGAGGGCGGGGGCGGACUACAGGGGGGUGGGGGCAGCAAGCGGAACAGCAUGGUGCUGGAGCUACCGGCGUCGCCGUUGCCGUCGGUACAACAGCAACAGCAACAACUAGAGGCAGCGAGCGGUUGCUGUGGCAACGGUAACGGUAACGGUAACGGCACGUGUGGUAAGGGCGACAGCAACGGCAAGGCGGGGCGCUGCUGUGGUGAAUCCACCUCCCCCUCCUGCGCUGCGGCUGCUGCUGCGGCUGCUGCUGCUACGUCACCGCCUCCUCCGC